AUGCCACCGCAUCCGUUGCCGUUGGCGGGGAAGGUGGGGGUGAAGGUGGUGGAGGGAGAGGACUCGGCGGCGGCGAAGGAGGUGGCGGCGAAGGAGGCGGGGAGGGAGGAGGAAACGGGGGUGGAUUCGGCGGUGGGGAAGGAGGAGGCGAAGGCGGUGGUGGACUUGGAGGUGGUGGGUUUGGAGGUGGUGAUGGAAAAGGCGAAGGAGGAGGCGAGGGGGGAGGACUCGGCGGCGGGCUCGGCGGAGGACUUGGAGGAGGCAACGGCGGGGGCAAAGGUGGCGGACUUGGUGGAGGGACAGGUGGCGGAGCCGGCGGUGGCGGCGAAGGAGGAGGAGGCGGUGGUGGCGAACACGCCGGCGUACUUGGAUCUGAACACGGCGAAGCUGGAGGUGACGGUGGUGGUGGAGGACUCGGCGGAGGAGAAGGUGGUGGAGGACUCGGCGGAGGAGAAGGUGGUGGAGGAGAGGGAGGGGGUGGUGAGGGUGGUGGUGGACUCGGCGGCGGAGGAGGCAAAGGAGACGGCGGAGGAGGCGAUGGACUCGGCGGAGGAGGCGAUGGGCUCGGAGGAGGAGGCGAUGGACUCGGAGGAGGCGGAGAAGGCGACGGUGGAGGUGGACUCGGCGGAGGAGGAGGCGAUGGACUCGGUGGAGGUGGCGAUGGACUCGGAGGAGGUGGAAAAGGCGACGGAGGAGGUGGACUCGGCGGUGGCGAUGGACUUGGAGGAGGACACGACGUCACGCCACAUCCGCACCCAAUAUCGGUAA
Molecule: messenger RNA, 768 nt
Organism: Bathycoccus prasinos
Lineage: Eukaryota; Viridiplantae; Chlorophyta; Mamiellophyceae; Mamiellales; Bathycoccaceae
Exons: 2
Coding region: 1-768 (255 amino acids)
Source: RefSeq, a predicted model, not a curated record